Molecule: messenger RNA, 2051 nt
Organism: Astyanax mexicanus (Mexican tetra)
Lineage: Eukaryota; Metazoa; Chordata; Actinopteri; Characiformes; Acestrorhamphidae
Gene: rab42b
Product: RAB42, member RAS oncogene family
Exons: 2
Coding region: 400-1080 (226 amino acids)
Molecular function (GO): GTP binding; GTPase activity
Source: RefSeq, a predicted model, not a curated record
CUUGUGCUGAUAUGAAAUUGGUUUGGUCAUUCCCUCUGGCGCUGUAAAAAAAAAAGGAAAAAAAAAGCUUGCUCUCUGAAACCACUCCCUCUAACAAGUAUGAGCAGGCAAAGAUGAAAUAGCAGAUCAACACAGGGAGGUUCCACCCCUUUCAGCACAGCAAUUUGGGUGGUAGUCUGUUCCACAAACCUGAUCAGCUUCUGACAUUAGAACACCUAACAUCAGAACUAUGACUUUAGUUCUUCUUCUGUUAUGACUGAAGAUGUGUAGGAUAAAAGCCUGGACUAAAAACCUGUCAAACAUACUGCGUUCUUCUACACAAGUACUCAGAGGGCUGAGGAACCAGGUGCUGAGUUGAGGACUGCUCUGGCCUACAGCAGUCAUCAUGGACCUGACACUAUGGCAGUACCAGUUCCGCAUCAUCAUGCUGGGCGACUCUACCGUGGGCAAGUCGUCAAUGCUGAAACGCUACACAGAGGACCAAUUUCUGGAGUGUAUCAAUCAGACGGUUGGAGUGGACUUCUAUGUGCACUUCCUGGAGGUGGAGCCCGGAGUGAGAAUCAAGCUGCAGUUCUGGGACACAGCCGGCCAGGAAAGAUUCAGGUACAGCACUCUGACCACAGGUCGGUGACCCGCUCCUACUAUAGGAACUCGGUGGGCGCGCUGCUCGUCUUCGACUUGGGAAACCGCGCGUCGUUUGAGCGCGUGCGCGAGUGGCACGCAGAGGUGCGCGAGCACGUGCGGCCUCACGCCGUGCUCUUCGUGCUGGUGGGCCACAAGAGUGACCGCGAGGCGGACGGGGAGCGGGUGGUGGGCCGGGAGGAGGCCGAGAAACUGGCUGCCCAGCUCGGGGCGCCCUAUGUGGAGGCGUCCGCCAAAACAGGACACAACAUCCAGGCUCCGUUCGAGUUGCUGACCCGCCGAGUCUACCAGGGGCUGCUGGCGGGGGAGGUGCAGCUGAGGGAGGGCUGGGACGGAGUGAAGAGCUCAGCUCCACUCAGCCAGAAGACCACCAACACGACCACCACCAAACUGGAGAAGAGCGAGGCUGAGACACAGAGCAAGAGCUGCAACUGCUAGCUGAGCUCUCCUUCACACCCUGCUCAGAUUUACUAGCUACCGUAUAUGAGUGACUGAGGGCAGAAGAGGGUAAACCAGAAACACUAGUGCUGAACUUCGAUCAGGUAGUCACAAGACUCUGCCCUGAAAUAAAGAGGAAGUAAUAUUUCCAAUUUAACAUUCAAUCUUCCCUGCAGAUGUGUUGACAAUAUACACAAUGACGGAUGUUUCUAGAAGUGGGGACAGCUGUUUACCUUUGAGGUUAUAUAAUAUCUACACCCCAAUAUUUACUAUUCUGAACACUCAAUUUUUUAUAUAUAUUUUCAAUUAUUGCAGAUACUUAAGUGACCUUAAGAUGAGCUUACAAACUAGUUAACUGAUUCUGAUUAGAAAGAAUAAACUAUAGGUGUGAAAGUACCUUAAAUACAAGAACCAGGUUUACUGGAUUUAAAAUCUCUAGAGUGACUUUGCCUCAGAACUCUUUUUGGUGCUACAUAGAACUAUGUUUACUUUAACCUGGCAAAGGACCGAGCAAUCAUUUCUAAGGUUUCUUGGAUUGUCAUGGCACAAAGUGGAAAAAAGACCCAUGAAGAACUGAUGUUUAUGUUUAUCUCCAAACCCAGAUUAAAAAUUAGUUGUUUAAAGUUCCAAUUCUGUUAUGUACUGUCUCAGGUUAGUCUGACUGUUAUUUGAUUUUCUGUGGGAUGUAUAAUGUAAAAUUAGCUUGUUGUCCAUGUGUAUUUUAAUAUAUUGUGACCAUAUGUAAACUGGGUCUGACAGUAAAGCUAAAGGUUUUGUAUGGAAACAGGGCAUCUCACAAGAAACAACUUUAAAAUGCUUAAAAAGAUACUUUGCAAUAACACAAAACAUUUUGUAAAUGGUUCUAUAUAGCAACAGAGUGUAACAAUACAAAAAAAAACUUAAGGUCUAUAUAAAAUCAUUUUUGUUUAGAGAAUCAUGUUGGAUAUUUGUAAUAAAACAUGUCCUGUGCA